Messenger RNA from Raphanus sativus (radish), 2359 nucleotides. Its product is annotated as probable L-type lectin-domain containing receptor kinase VI.1. Gene Ontology annotation, molecular function: ATP binding; carbohydrate binding; protein kinase activity. The transcript has a single exon. The record is from RefSeq and is a predicted model, not a curated record. Bases 193 to 2265 code for a protein of 690 amino acids. NCBI's taxonomy places the organism in Eukaryota, Viridiplantae, Streptophyta, Magnoliopsida, Brassicales, Brassicaceae. Gene Ontology annotation, biological process: protein phosphorylation. Gene Ontology annotation, cellular component: plasma membrane.
GAUUGGAAGGUCAUUCAUCUCCUCCACACAAAUGGUUCGAAAUAACAGACCACACAAAUGGUCCAAAAGACCUUGACUUUGAACAUUUCUACCAUUCCGGCAUCUAGAGCAUAAGUCCAUGUUCUUGAAAUUUGCCUAAACCUUAAAAGAUCUCUUACUUCAUAACCAUCACCAGAGCUCAAGAUACUCUCGAUGGGCACAGCAAGAAGAUCCAUACGAACACUCGUGUUCUUGCUCUAUCUAUCAUCAAACGUUCUUGCCGACGCCGCCUCCACAACAGAGUUCACUUUCCUCGGUUUCAGAGGAAACCAAACCGAAAUUCAAACAGAAAAAGCUGCGACGAUCCAACAAACCGACGGUCUACUCAGACUAACAAACCGGGACCACAACGUGACCGGAACAGCGUUUUACCGCGAACCGAUCAGAUUCAGUGACCGUUCAGACAGCAAAGUCUUAUGUUCCUUCAGCACAUCUUUCGUCUUCGUCAUAAUCCCAUCUAGUCCCGGAAACGGCGGUUUCGGCUUCACGUUCACGCUCUCGCCGACACCGAACCGCCCCGGAGCUGAGUCCGCACAGUAUCUAGGCCUCUUGAACAGAUCCAGCAACGGAGAUCCGUCGAACCACGUCUUCGCCGUGGAGUUCGACACGGUGCAGGGGUUCAAAGACGGGGACGACAGGAGAGGAAACCACGUCGGCCUCGAUUUCAACAACCUCUCCUCUGCUGUACAGGAGCCGGUCGUUUACCACGACACGGAUGAUCGAAAAGAGGAUUUCCAGCUGGAGAGCGGCGAACCGAUCCAAGCUCAUCUGGACUACGACGGAGGGAGCGACGAGUUGAACGUCACGGUCUAUCCGACCAGGUUAGGGUUCAAACCCGCGACACCUAUGAUCUCCCGGCAAGUUUUGAACUUGUCGGAGAUCGUGAAGGAGGAGAUGUACGUAGGGUUCACUUCCGCGACUGGUAAGGGUCAGUCCAGCGCACACUACGUGAUGGGAUGGAGCUUCGCCAGCUCGUGUGGAGCCGAUCCGGUUAUUUCGAACUGGCUCAAUGUCUCUCUGCUUCCUCGUCCGCCUCGGAACGUUAGCGGCAAGAAAGGUUACGACUCUCGAGUCAUCGCUUUGAUUGCGUCUUUAUCGAUCGUCACGUUGUUCCUCCUCGCGUUGCUGUUUGUGUUCGUCAUGUACAAGAGGCGGAUAGAGGAAGGAGAGGCUUUGGAGGAUUGGGAGAUAGAUUAUCCUCAUAGGUUUAGUUACAAAGAUCUUUACUUAGCUACUCAGAGAUUCAAAGAGAGCGAGAUCAUCGGCUCUGGAGGGUUUGGGACCGUCUACAGAGGAAAUCUACCGUCUUCAGGUCCUGUCGCGGUUAAGAGGAUAACUCAAAACAGUCAGCAAGGUGUUAGAGAGUUUAUCGCGGAGAUCGAGAGCUUAGGUAGGUUAAGCCACAAGAACCUAGUGAACCUUCAAGGAUGGUGCAAACACAAGAACGACCUCUUGUUGGUUUACGAUUAUAUCCCCAACGGUAGCUUAGACUCGCUUCUGUAUGCAAAACCGAGGCGAAACGGUAUUGUUUUGACUUGGGAGGAACGUUUCGAGAUCAUUAAGGGAGUCGCCUCGGGGCUGUUGUAUCUCCACGAGGAGUGGGAGCAGGUCGUGAUCCACAGAGACGUGAAAGCGAGCAACGUUCUGGUGGACGCGGAGAUGAACGCUAAGCUGGGAGACUUCGGGCUCGCGAGGCUUUACGACCGCGGGACGCUGACGCAGACCACGAAAGUGGUCGGGACGUUAGGGUACAUGGCCCCCGAGCUCACGCGUAACGGGAAGGGGUCGACCGCGUCUGACGUUUUCGCGUUUGGCGUUUUGCUGUUGGAGAUCGUGUGCGGGAGGAGGCCUACGAAUACUGAGAACUUCUUUUUGGCUGAUUGGGUUAUGGACUUUCACGCGAACGGUGGAGGAGUACUUCGUGCGGUUGACCAGAAACUCGGGUCUAGUUUCAACGGUAGAGAGGCGAAGCUAGCUCUCGUUGUGGGGUUGUUAUGUUGUCAUCAGAAACCAACGGCUCGGCCGACGAUGAGGAACGUGAUUAGAUAUUUGUGUGGUGACGAGGAUCUUCCGGAGAUUGAUGGAAACUUGGGGUUUUCUGAUUCUGCUAGGGAGGAUCUUAGGUCGAAUGUUGUAUGUAAUGUUUCGUCUGAUAGAGCGUCGAGCUCGACUACAUUUUCAUUUUCCACGGAGGUUUCUUCGGGCUCUCUCGGUAAUGGUAGAUAGUUAGCUAUAGCUUAAUAGCAAAUUCGAACGUAAAUUACUUUAUGUAAACACAUGGUAGAUAUUACCGUAUGAUGCAGCAUACGUUUAGUUUCAA